Messenger RNA from Pelagomonas calceolata, 1166 nucleotides. NCBI's taxonomy places the organism in Eukaryota, Pelagophyceae, Pelagomonadales, Pelagomonadaceae. The record is from the annotation of a GenBank genome assembly.
AUGAGGACACGCAGUACUCCGGAGCCUUCGAGGGGAACGAAGCUGCGGGAGCACUUGGAUAGAGUCGCGGACGCGCUACCUGACACCUUUGCGUUUGUUGUGGACGACAUCGCGGACGGCGGCGACACGGUCGGUGUAAGGUGGCACGUCGAGAACGACGGCGAGCCGUUGCCCUUCACGCGAGGCGCGUCGAUCUACAAAGCGGACGGGAACGGCCUCCUGUGCUCCGGAUUUGAUGUGCCCGAGCCGGCGCCGCUCAAGCCCGGCGGGUCUGGCCUGGCAUUGCUCUCGCUGGCCUCGAAGAUCAUCGACGAGCCGGUCCGCGCCGCGCCGCUCCUUUGCGCGCUGAUCUACUGCUGGCAGCUCUUCCUCGCCGAGGGCCAGCUGCUCCCGGGGCCUAGCGCCCUAGCGCUUGAUGGAGCGACGUGGGUCGAGGUCCGCGACCUCUCGCUCAACUUCUGGUUCGUCGGGCCGUCGGUCUUCGGCGGCGCGUUCCCGGUCGUGCAUCCCGGCCUCGAGCUGUGUGGAAACCAACCAGUGAGUUAGGUUAUCUACGGAAAGCACGUCGCGUCGAUGGCGUCGGACGCCCGAAAUUUGAUUUCCACACAGGCCUCGAGGCCAUAUUCAACCUCGUGCUAGCCUGGUCGGCACUCUUCGCGGGCUUUGCGGCCGACGGGCGCCGCGGCCGGCCGCAGGGCUCGAUGCUGCCGACGCUCGCCGGCAUGCAGUUCCUCACGAACGCCUUCUUUUUACCUUACCUCGCGACGCGGCCCAGCGAGGAGGACGGCGCCGUCGUCGCGUUGGACGAGCUCUCGCCGGUCGAGCGCGCGACGGAGUCGCGGGCCCUGCCCAUUUUGCUCGGCGGCGUCGGCGCGGUAGCGGUCUAUUGGUUCUUCGCCGCGCGACCGGAGUUCGGAGGCCUGGACGAGCGCCUCGGCUCGCUGCAGCAGCUCCUGGCCGGCGAUCGCCUGGGCUCGUCGUUCCUCGUCGACCUCGGGCUCUACGCCGCGUUCCAGUCGUGGCUGAUUCCCGAUGACUUGAAGCGACGGGGUGUCGAGCUGGACUCGGAUAGGGCCCGUCCCCUGCGGAGAAUCGGAUACGUGCCCUUCGUGGGGCUGAUUGCCUAUCUGCUGCUGCGGCCGCGGUACCCGGCGACGCGGGAAUAG